Molecule: messenger RNA, 534 nt
Organism: Serendipita indica DSM 11827
Lineage: Eukaryota; Fungi; Basidiomycota; Agaricomycetes; Sebacinales; Serendipitaceae
Source: the annotation of a GenBank genome assembly
AUGCCACUAAUCCUCACAAGGAUUGAGGACCAACGUGCGGCGUCUCCGUACAUUGACUCUCCCGAUGAGCCAUCGUCGUCCCAAAAGUCGAAGAAGAAGAAAGAUUCCAAUAGUAAUGGAAAGCGACCUCCAUCUCCAAGCCUACUUGACACACCAACUAAGAAACCAAAGAAGAUGAAAGCAAACUCGGUAAACGACCUUAUGGAGAUUGGAUCUACAUCGUCCUCGCAAGGCGCAUCCCGCGCGCGUAAAGGAUCUGCCGCAUCUUCUAUUGCGAAUAAUCUUGCGUCACCUUCUCCUUCAAUGUAUUCCUCGCCUGAAUCCGCAGACUCUACGGAUACUGGCGGCUCGUCGCAUACACAGCCCAAACAAGCCGGGCUGCCCAAGCCUGUAAAGGUAAAAUCCAUAUCGGGUGCUACUGUUACCGUUGCGUCUGCCGCUGCAAUUCCUCGUGGCCCACCUGGCUCCUCCAAGGGGCGUAUCAUCGCCGCUGCACGAUUACACGGAGAUGCAGAUGCCAAUAAGGACCCAUGA